AACCAAACUCCCCACUCCCCCCAAUACAACAAGUGCAUCGCCUUGAUGAACGCAGGAUUUCUAGCCCUAUCAUAACUUCUAUUUCAAGUCAAUUACGUAUGCGACGUUUAAAUCAUCUCGUUUUUGGAUAAGAAAUUUAUAUCAAUCUAGGACCCAGGCCCCUUGCUCGGGAACGAUUUCAUCACUUGGUCCAUAGCCAUUCAACAAGCACUUAUGAUGCGGAAACGCCAUUGCUGGGAAUGUCGCCGUCGAUGCUUAGUGUGCGACGCCACCGAGCCUGCUUGCAAUAGAUGCUCUAUGUCCGGCACUGAAUGUCCGGGAUAUGGAGAUGUGAAACCCACCAGAUUAAAGUGGCUUGCUCCUGGAAAAGUCAACUCCCGGGGUCGGAAACGAAAGGGAACGCCACCAAGUGAACUUCGGGGGUAUCACAAUGAUGAUGCUUCCAAAGCUACACCAGAAUCGGUCUACACUAUGAUGAGUAGUGCUCAUAUGAACAUGCCACGCCUCGAGAUAAGGAACGAAGCUUGUAUCUUGGCCCAAGCAGCGGAAUACUUCAAUUCUUGUAUAUACCGAGACCUGCUUCCGAUACAGGAACUCGGUCAAAACCCCCAUAUAUUUCCCCUUUCCGCCACGCAUCUUCAGCUAGCCACUAGACGUCCUUUUUACCUGCAAUUCGCUAUGGUCUGCGUCACCUUAAGCCACCGAAUUAACCGGAUACGAAGUGACCCCCACCAUAAGGCUUUGCUCGAGGAAUUCUAUUCGUACUGGGGACUUGCUCUCCGCUCUCUUAACGAACAUCUCAAUGCGGGAGGUGGGUGCGCGGAUGAUAUGGUUAUUGCUGGAAUACUAACACUGCUCCUUGCCGAUGUUCAACAAGGCAGCUCGCUCAAUUGGCGUUGUCAUCUCGAGGGACUUCAUCAAAUGAUUGCGCUCCGUGGUGGUUUCCGCGAAGUUACGAAAUCGAAAAACUUGGAGCCAUUAUUACUUUGUCUGUGGUUUAUUACAGUGAUUGGGAACACAACGUGUCCUACAUCGGACCUCGUCAUGACCGGUUUAUAUCUCAACAAGCUUCGAUUCUUACUAGAACAAUACAGCACUGCAGCCUCCCCCUUUCAGAUGUGUCCCUUACCUUUAUUUAGCGAAAUCGUUCAAAUCAACCAUCUGCGAAUGCAAGCUACGGAAUACGGCGCAACCAAAGCUGAGGAUCUUUCGACAACAGCAUAUUUAAUACUUGAACGAAUUCAUAUUUUUUCUCCAGAGCAAUGGGCUGAGUCCAAACAGUUCUCCAAACUUGAUUGGAUAUUAAUAGGUACUACAUAUCGCGCUGCUGUUGCAUUGUAUUGCAUUUUGUCGCUACAAAGUCUAUCGGUUCUGCCAGAAAGUUCGGAAUUGAGGGCCUGCUGUGCUGAACACAGCCAUUUCCUCCAAGAGUCCCUGAAAGAAGGACUCUCAUCUCCUAGGAUUAAACGAUUCAUGGCUUGGCCGUUGGUCCUCCUCGGGGUCGAAGCUGUUCACGACAGCGCGGCGACGCGUGCCUUCAUUGCGAAGCAGCUAGCAGAGCUAAGCUAUGGAGUCGGUACUUACGUCCCACUAGCAGCGAAGCGUGUGUUGGAGUUGUUCUGGAAUUCAGGCGAGAAGCGGUGGGAUGCUUGCUUCGACAAGCCGUACAUCUUUACGACACAAAUUGCCGUGGAUACCAGCCAUUUAAUGCCACCCUAAAUAAUAUCACAAGCUCCUCUACGCAAUUAUUCCAGGUCCAAUAAUUCCGAGACUCGAUCCUCCCCCAAGAACUUCAACAAACUGAACGCAUCGCAUCACCAACCAAUGCGCAUGAUGACCGAAGAUGAGGACACAAUGCGAAGUUAGUUUCUAUUUUAUUGUCCCUAUUGUCUGCCGUAUUGUAUUG
Molecule: messenger RNA, 1906 nt
Organism: Hypoxylon trugodes
Lineage: Eukaryota; Fungi; Ascomycota; Sordariomycetes; Xylariales; Hypoxylaceae
Product: fungal-specific transcription factor domain-containing protein
Exons: 4
Coding region: 214-1719 (501 amino acids)
Biological process (GO): positive regulation of transcription by RNA polymerase II
Cellular component (GO): nucleus
Molecular function (GO): transcription cis-regulatory region binding; DNA-binding transcription factor activity, RNA polymerase II-specific; zinc ion binding
Source: RefSeq, a predicted model, not a curated record